AUGUUCGGAUCGAGCUCGAAAUCGACUGGAAACUUGGGCGGAGCAACAGGAUGCCCGACAUAUGGAUAUCAGAUGGGAGCAGAAACCACGCCCACCACCUACAGUACCCCCUCAUCCCCUCCAUGCUCCCAAUCGGCGCCAGCCAAAUUCGGAGUGACGUCAUCAUCGUCACCUUCAUCACAAAUGAUAUCCUCAUCGCAGUAUUGUGUACAUCUAGCCGACAUUGCCACAAUGUUAUUUUAA
Molecule: messenger RNA, 243 nt
Organism: Caenorhabditis remanei
Lineage: Eukaryota; Metazoa; Nematoda; Chromadorea; Rhabditida; Rhabditidae
Exons: 2
Coding region: 1-243 (80 amino acids)
Source: RefSeq, a predicted model, not a curated record